Molecule: messenger RNA, 1134 nt
Organism: Ailuropoda melanoleuca (giant panda)
Lineage: Eukaryota; Metazoa; Chordata; Mammalia; Carnivora; Ursidae
Gene: CXCL10
Product: C-X-C motif chemokine ligand 10
Exons: 4
Coding region: 62-358 (98 amino acids)
Biological process (GO): immune response; defense response; chemotaxis
Cellular component (GO): extracellular region
Molecular function (GO): chemokine activity
Source: RefSeq, a predicted model, not a curated record
GAGACACUCAACUGCUUAGACUUUCUUAGCCUACUGCAGAGGAAUCUCCAGUCACAGCAUCAUGAACCAAAGUGCUGUUCUUAUUUUCUGCCUUAUCUUUCUGACUCUGAAUGCAACUCAAGGAAUACCUCUCUCUAGAACUACACGCUGCACCUGUAUUAAGAUUAGUGAUGGAUCUGUAAAUCCAAAGUCCUUAGAAAAACUUGAAGUGAUUCCUGCAAGUCAAUCUUGUCCACGUGUUGAGAUCAUUGCCACAAUGAAAAAGAAUGGAGAGAAAAGAUGUCUGAAUCCAGAGUCUAAGAAAAUCAAGAUUUUACUGAAAGCAAUUAGCAAAGAAAGGUCUAAAACAUCUCCUUGAACACAGAAGCAUAAUCACUGUAGUACUGAUGAAGAUGAACCAGAAAGAGACUACCUCUGCCAUCAUUUCCCUGCAUACAAUGUAUGCAAGCCCUAACUGUCCCUGGAUUGUAGUUCUCCUAAAAGGUGACUAACCACUGUCACCAAGUUAGCUGCUACUACUCCUUGAGGGAGGUGGACGGUUCAUCACUCUGUCCUGGCACCAUAAGCUAUGCUGAGGUACUACAUUUUUAGUGAAUGUACCAGGUCCUAGCCCUACUACUGACACUUUCCUCACCUUUCCUAUCUUCUAAACAUUAUAAGGGAUACUUCCACCUCUGGACUUAUCAGAGUUCUCAGAACUUCACAAAACAGCUGUAAUACAAUCUGCUUUCUUAAGAAAGACCUUUACUCCACGGGCUCCUACUGCUAUACUCCGAAGGGGCCCAUAUUCUUCCAGCGGUUAUAUAUAUGCAACUCCAAACACACAGAAGAACCUAGAAAUACCUGGAAAUGUAUGUGAAAAUACUAUUGUUUAAUAAAAAGCUACACAAAGUAGAAUUCUUAGAUAUACAUGUUUCCCAAUUGUUUUCAGUGUUUAUGGAGUAACUUGUGUAACUAAAUACCACACAUGAUCGUGCAAUGAAAAAUUUUGAAAUCUAGAUUUAUACUCUGUAUGUUAUGUAAGACAGAUAAGCUGGCUGUGUUUCAAAAUAAAAAUGCUGUGCUCUCUCUUGGAGAUGUAAAGAAAGAUCAUAUAAUUGUUAACAAAUCAAAAAAGUAAUAAAAUAAUAACUA